Messenger RNA from Onychomys torridus (southern grasshopper mouse), 893 nucleotides. It is a transcript of the gene Mcemp1, whose product is annotated as mast cell expressed membrane protein 1. The transcript is spliced from 7 exons. The record is from RefSeq and is a predicted model, not a curated record. Bases 13 to 555 code for a protein of 180 amino acids. NCBI's taxonomy places the organism in Eukaryota, Metazoa, Chordata, Mammalia, Rodentia, Cricetidae.
CAACCAAGCAGAAUGCAGGCAUCAGCCUUCCCGGAUAAGAAUCGGAGGAAGCCAGGCCACUAUGAAGGUGCUCAGGAUCCUAACUAUGAGAAUAUAACGUUGCCCUUCAGAAACAAGGACCAGCUCAGACUCAGUCAACCAGCACCCAGCAAACAAGCUCAGCCCAAGCCGUCACUGGACACACUCCAGGUCCCCCCUUGGCUGCACAGAGCCAUCACGAUCUUGUAUGUCCUCCUCGGUCUCAUCUUUUUGGCAUGCAUCAUCCUCUCCGCUUUGGUCCUGGUCAGAAAUUCAGAAAUGUCCAGGGAGCUGUGGAGCCUGAGAGGGGAGCUUUCGAAUGUCUCAAACACGGUGCUGAGCUGCCAGGACCAGCAAAGGAAUCAUUGGAAAGCUGUCCAGCAGGGCAUCCAGCAGGCCAAGAACAAUAUUGGUGAGGUCUUGAGCAAAGUGCAGAGUGGAAACGACAAGCUGAAGACGGUGCCAGCAGAUAUAACGGAAAUCAAGAAAACCCUUGAGAGGCUAGAGAAGAAAGCAUCUGAUCAGCCCAGUAAAUAAGAGGACAUCGCAGCCACACCUGGAAGGCCUCGGGAUUGCACCUGCUAGUAAAGAUGGCUGGAGUGUGAGUCCGCCAUUCAUCCUCACAGAGAAAAGUGUCCAUCGGGGGAAUGGGUGUUGAAGAAUGUGUGUAUGGAAGUGAACAUUUUGUGGCAUGUGGAGUUUCCAUGUAUCCAAGGAGAAGGUUAAGUUAUGGUGGAAAGAGAACAUGGAAGUCACGGCAUGUGUUCCUCUUUAUGGGUGUGUAGCCAGACAUAUAUGAGGAUAGGCCUGUCCUGGAAGACAGCUGUUCCUGUGAAUCCCCCAAAGUAUGUCAUUGUGAGUGUGGGUGUAGGUGA